UUUGUAUCAGCAUCAUCGAUCGAACAGCUAGUUUCACACGGGUCACUCCCAUCCCAUCCUGGCUUGGAAAGUUUGAGAUUCUUUUCUUAUUGUCCAUUUUCCAGCUGCGGAUUUAGCUUGGGCCUCCGAUCUUGUGUGUCGAUUGUGAACAGAUUUUAGUUUCAGCUUGAGUUUAUAGAUUUCUAUCACCAAGAUGAGUCUGAACCAAGUACUUGAGGAAAUUGAAGAGAAGGGGAUCACCGGCGUGAGAUUUGAGCAGACUGACUUAAAUGGCGUGGCCCGGUCUAAGCUGAUCCCUUCCCGCCACUUCAAGGACAAAGCAACUGGAGGGGUGAACUUUUAUUUGGGGCACAUAGGAAUGGAUGUCCAAGCAGGGGUUAUUCCAGGAACUGGAUUUGCUGAGGAAGUCGGAUACUGCGAUGCUGUCAUGUUUCCUGAUUACAGUUCAUUCAAAGAACUUCCAUGGGCAGAGAAAACAGCCCGUAUUUUGGUUGAGCCGACUUAUAAGGGCGAGUAUGUAGCUGCCCAUCCAAGGGUUGCGGCCCGCAGACAACUGGAGAAGCUGAAGGACUUGGGGUAUUCCCUGUUUUCUGCUCAUGAACAUGAGUUCUAUGUUGUGGAUAAGGUCACCAAGAAGCCCAUCAACAACGACAUCAAUAUUCGAUCCACUCUGAGAAUGUUUCCUUUGCGGAGGUUCGUCAAACAGGUUAUGGAGGACAUGCCCGUUGCUGGUGUUGAUAUUGAACAAGUUGAAUCUGAAUACGGUCCAGGACAGGUUGAGAUAUCCUACAAACCAGCCUUUGGGAUCAGAUCUGCAGACAAUGCUUUCACUUUCAAGACGGGUAUCAAAGAGAUUGCACUUCUCCAUGGCUUUCAAGCUUCCUUUAUGUCCAAGCCUUUUCUUAAUCAGAGUGGAUCUUGUACCCACUUCUGCCACUCCCUUUACCAAGCGGAUGAGAAAACACCAGUUUUUUACGAUGCCAACAGUCCCAUUGGUCUUUCGGAGGUUGGCCAGAACUGGGCUGCAGGAAUACUUGCCCAUGCUCCUGCAAUCGAGGUUCUCAUGGCUCCAACAGUAAAUUGCCUGAAGAGAGUCGGAGGUAAUUUUUGUCCAGAAAAUGCCACCUGGGGAAUGGACAAUCGCACCACAAUGCUUCGCAUCAAGGUCAAUGGCGACAAGGGCACCUACAUGGAGAACCGUGCCGGAGCCGCUGGUGCUAACUGCUACCUGGUGCUGGCUGCAACCGUUGCUGCAGGAAUGGAUGGCAUCAUCAACAAGUACAGGCUUCCUGCAGAAACUACAGGCUGUGCCAACAAUCCGGAAGAUGUCCCACCAAAGACAGCUGAUCUGCCGAACAACAUGGAAGCUGCUCUGGAGGCUCUUGUCAAUGAUGAGGUGAUAAGAAAUGCAUUUGGUGAGGAUUUCAUCAAGUGUUUCAGUGCUGUGAAGAUGCACGAAGCCAAGUUAGAAAAACAAGCUUUGGCUAAAGGUCAAAAGAAUUGGGACUUUGAUUUUUACUUUGAAUACCUGUGAAGUAAAAAUUUCCGCAAGUUUUGAUACAUUACAGCGUCGUGGGGUAUCUCGGUAUCAACCUAUCAAUUUUCAUUGUAUUGCUUAAAAUGCUUCUGACAGUUUGGCCAGUAGAGUUAUGGCUUUAUGGGUUGAUAGGUCAGAGGUUUCUCAAUUGCACUGGAUGAUAAUUGUACUUGCAAAUCAGCUUUAUUUCCCAAGCUGAUAUAUUUUUCAUAGAAUUGUAGGCCAAUAUUGGACAACUUGUUACUUGUAUUGUUGUAAAUGUUCAAUAAAGCCUACUAUUAACAUAGUCUUUCCAUUAACCAUUGUAUUCUAAUUCAUUAACAAAACUUUUUGUUAUGUUAAAAAAGCAUGUUUCUUUCAUGUUUCUUUUUAUCAAAAUUAGAAGCCCCAUACUGUCAUACUACUAGUGGAUUCUGCAUAAUGUACACAAUAGUGAUGAUAAUAAUAAUAAUAAUGAUAAUGAUUAUUCUUACUAUAUGUGAUAUUAAUAUUUAUCAUCAAGUGCAUUAUGGGUAAGAAUGGGAUUGCGUGAGGUUCAUGUUCAUGUCAUGUUUUGAAUGGUUCUCACAUGCACUGAGGGUGUUUGGACGGUAAUACUGUAAAGAGUUUGGGGGCAAGUACAUUGUACAAUGGUGAGAAGAAUGUGGUGUAUUAUUUGUUUUAUAUGACAGUGAUGUGUGAAUUCUUUUCA
Molecule: messenger RNA, 2228 nt
Organism: Lytechinus variegatus (green sea urchin)
Lineage: Eukaryota; Metazoa; Echinodermata; Echinoidea; Temnopleuroida; Toxopneustidae
Product: lengsin-like
Exons: 2
Coding region: 194-1534 (446 amino acids)
Cellular component (GO): membrane; cytoplasm
Molecular function (GO): glutamine synthetase activity
Source: RefSeq, a predicted model, not a curated record